AUGCAGACACCAUAUUAAAGAACACACCAGUCAGAGUAUGCUUGUCUCCAUUGCAUGAUUUCUGACGGUCACAUUUGGCGUCGUAGACAGGAUAUGUGUGUUGACAACUGCAGCCCCUAGCCUAGGAGGAGUUUUUUUUUCUCGCCUAGUCCUACCACUGACCUACAAUGGAGGGGACCGACGCUCUAGAGAAGCUGCAAGCAGAGCUCGAGGCCGUAAAGAAGGCGCUACAAAAGCAGCAAGAAGAGAAAUCUAACGUUGCAAGUAGCAGCUCCUCUGGUUGGGUAGCAGCUCCAACGCAACAAAAGCAGAUUUAUGUUGCGUCAGGACGAAGGUUGGAACGCUUCAGAGGAAUUCCAGAGAAGUCCAGUGACCCUACCAUUGAAGAGUGGGUGAGCGACGUGAGGUGUCAGUUAGCAGCAAGACAGCUGAAAGAGGACGAGAGUGGAGCUUUCAUCCUCGAUCAUCUUGCUGGAAAGGCACGCCAGGAGAUUCUUGGAAGGGGUGAUGCAGUCACCCACCCAGAGGAAAUCUUCCAAAUCCUGCUUAAGGUUUUUGGCGAUGGUGAUACCCUUCCCCAACUUCAGCAGAGGUUUUUCUCGUACAAACAGGCAUCCAACGAGGACCUCCUGACAUGCUCCCUGGAGCUAGUCAAGCUUUUCACCAGAAUGUCAAAGCUUGACCCUUCAAUCGAGGCAACGAAGGGAAGGACCCUGAAGGGACGGCUGGCAGAGGCAGUUCGUGAUGAAGGUCUACAGCGAGAACUGCGUCGGCUUAAUAUUGAGGCACCUACCCUGUCGUUCUUUGAUGUCAGAGACCGCGCCAUUGAGUGGCUGGGUUGCAGACAAGGCAAUCGCCACAAGGAAGCGACGGUGCAAGAGGUCAAGGCAGCGGAUGACGCUGGAGGUCUGCAGUCCCUCCUCAGGAAGCAGAGCGAACAACUGCAGAAACAGCAACAACAGAUAGAUGCCCUCAUUAAGGCAUUCAGUGAGACUCCAAAGAGCUGGAGAAACCAAGGCCCCCGAAGGUGCUUCAACUGCCGUUCAACAGGGCACCUUAGGCGCCAAUGCCCCUAUCCACCACAGUCCCCGGUGGGUGGCUCUUCUUCAGCCAGGCAACAGUUUGUUCCUGAGCAGUCUGCCAAUCAGCAGAGCAUGUACAACCCCCGUGCACAGCAAUUUGUUUCUGAGCAGUUUGCCAAUCAGCAGAGCGUGUACAAACCCCCUGCACAGCAAUUUGUCACCGAGCAGUCCGCCAAUCAGCAACUUGGACCCCAGCAGCCAAACCCCCAGAUGCCGACCCCCAGACAGCCAUUAAACUAGCAAGGCCUGCCAUUAUGAGCCAAACGACAGGCCAUCAGAUUUCAUCAAGAGAGAGUGGCUCAAUUAUUGAGAGGGCAGUAGGGAACUGUCCAGUGGCACGUGUGAAGAUUGGAGGCACAGAGGUGACAUGUCUACUUGACACAGGAGCACAGGUUUCGACAUUGACUGAGUCUUUCUUCAAAGAGAACUUCUCCCAGGAAGACUUAAUCGACAUACAUUCCCUGCUCCACAUCUCAGGUGCCCAGGGUGCCGAAA
Messenger RNA from Patiria miniata (bat star), 1577 nucleotides. RefSeq lists its product as uncharacterized. Gene Ontology annotation, molecular function: zinc ion binding; nucleic acid binding. The coding region runs from base 168 to 1322 and encodes 384 amino acids. NCBI's taxonomy places the organism in Eukaryota, Metazoa, Echinodermata, Asteroidea, Valvatida, Asterinidae. The transcript has a single exon. The record is from RefSeq and is a predicted model, not a curated record.